GAAUCAUUCAUGAGAAUACCAGUCUGAGAGAAAACAAUGAUUAUGGAGUAUGGUAUUUUCCCCUUCAGUUUCGAUCCUACAUGUCGCUUCUACAACACACUGCUUGACCAGCAAAGCCGGCUAUGCAACCACAUCAAGAAACUCCAAAAGAUAUUACAGAGACUCAAUAAGCUGAACAGAUGUUCUCUCAUUGCGCAUCUAACGGGAAAUUCUUUAAGUGCAGCAGGAGCAAUUAUGACCAUAGUGGGGCUGUCUUUGAGCCCUGCAACUCUAGGAGCCUCCCUCUUGGCUUCUGGGGUGGGUUUAGGAGUGGCGGCUGCAGGGGGGGCUGUUUCCAUGACUUCAGACCUUUCUUUAGUGCUCUAUAACUCCAAGGAGGUGAAAAGAGUAAAAAAGAUUGCAGUGGCUUGUCACAAUCAAAUGAAGGAAACAAUGAAUUGCUUGGAGUUCCUGCACCGCAGUUGGAAUCCCACCGACCCUUUCUUAUUGCAGACUGAAAAAAAUGUGUCUAUUGCUCUUUAUAAUUCUGCCUGCUUCCUGGUGUUCUGCGGUCCUCGGGGCUUUCUGGUGCCUGAGCACACAGAAGAGGUGACAAAAGUGAGCCAUAUCCUACUUAAGGCAAAAAUCCAGAAACUGGCCGAAAACAUAGAAGUCUGUGAAAGACAUAUGGAUGAAAUCUGCAAGCUUUUAGAAAGUAGGAAAGCAUGUUCCUGGAGGAUAAAAGGAUCAGUAUGUUGACAU
Messenger RNA from Notechis scutatus (mainland tiger snake), 741 nucleotides. RefSeq names its product apolipoprotein L domain containing 1 (gene APOLD1). Gene Ontology annotation, biological process: regulation of endothelial cell differentiation; lipid transport; lipoprotein metabolic process. Gene Ontology annotation, molecular function: lipid binding. Gene Ontology annotation, cellular component: extracellular region; membrane. NCBI's taxonomy places the organism in Eukaryota, Metazoa, Chordata, Lepidosauria, Squamata, Elapidae. The record is from RefSeq and is a predicted model, not a curated record.